Messenger RNA from Helobdella robusta, 435 nucleotides. RefSeq lists its product as hypothetical. Lineage: Eukaryota; Metazoa; Annelida; Clitellata; Rhynchobdellida; Glossiphoniidae. The coding region runs from base 1 to 435 and encodes 144 amino acids. The record is from RefSeq and is a predicted model, not a curated record. The transcript has 5 exons.
AUGUUUUGCCACCCCCAGUCCAAACAGGUGCAACUGCCGCGGGCCUGGUACCCCCAGCAGUACAAUAACAAGGCCAGCAGAUUCAACAAACCAUCAGUGAGCACCUCAAGUUUCUCAUCACAGAGCCUUUCGCCAAAGACAGCAAAGAUCAUCAUCGGAGUGUUGGGGGCAGUGGCAGGUGCGUCCAUUCUGGGUGUCAUCCUCACCGCGGUUCUCGUCACCCAACUCAACAAGCCAAACACAACGCAAGCUCCUCCAGGGACCACUGUCGACCAGGGCACAGCCACAAGGCCGCCGACGACAGCUGCGGUUACCACAGCCGUCGCCCUCACAACCGCGAGACCUCCUGUUGUCAUGCCGGUUGUUCCCGAUCCAGAUCCUCUCAAUCCUCCUGUUCAGCAAGGUGCAAUGUGGCACAUUUUUGUGGAGAGUUAA